CCACAGGUGAUUGAAGACAACACUGGAGUGCGACGUGUGGUAGUGACACCACAGUCUCCUGAGUGCUACCCCCCCAGCUACCCUUCUGCCAUCUCGCCUACGCACCACAUACCCCCGUACCUUGCCCACCACCAUCAUUUCAUCCCCAACUCCCAUACAGCCUUCUACCCCCCUGUCACAGGGCCGGGAGACAUACCACCCCAGUUCUUUCCACAGCACCACCUUCCUCCAACAAUAUAUGGGGAAGAGAUCAUCCCCGUUUACGGUAUGUCCAACUACAUAACCAGGGAGGACCAGUACAAGCCACAGCCCAAGAAGAUGAAAGAACGGCAGCUGGACCGGCAGAACCGGCUCAAUAGUCCCCCUGCGUCCAUCUACAAAAACAACGUGGGCUGCACAGCAGUGUACAAUGGAUACGGCAAGACUCACAAUGGGGCAGGGGGAGGCAGCCCAGGCAUCAAGAAGACGGAGCGUCGAGCGAGGAGCAGCCCCAGGGCCAGCGAACAAGACGUGCCAGAUCAUGAUUCAGAAACCAAAAGAGUUCAAGACAUGCUUUCAGGAAUCGAAAAACCACAGGUGUCUAACAUUCAAGCCAGGACAGCCAGAUUGACUUGGAAUCCGCCGUCUGGGCUCCUGAAUGGAGACAGGCACACCAAUGGUAUCCCAUACUCAUGCAGCUAUGAGGUGAUGCUUUCAGACAAGGGGAGGGAUGGAAAGUACAACAUUAUUUACAGUGGAGAAGACUUAGAAUGUAAUUUGAAAAACUUAAGACCAGCAACAGACUAUCACGUGAGAGUCAACGCAGUGUAUAACACUGUCAAGGGAUCGUCUUCGGAAACAGGAAGCUUUACCACACAGUGCAGCACACCUGACUGUCCCUGCCCUCCAAAACUGUCUCACAGGACCAAAAGUUCCCUCACUUUGCAGUGGAAGGCACCAGUGGACAACGGAUCAAAAAUCACCAGCUACCUGUUAGAAUGGGAUGAGGGCAAGAAGAACAAUGGUUUCAGAGAAUGUUAUUUUGGGAACCAGAGACACUAUAAAUUAACUAAACUCUGCCCAGCGAUGGGGUACACAUUUCGAUUAGCAGCACGGAAUGACAUUGGCACUAGUGGUUUCAGCCCUGAAGUGGUGUUUUACACAUCUGGCAACAUCCCUCAGCUCCCCCUGCCUCCUAGGCUGGUCAGGGCAGGUAUCACUUGGAUCACACUGGAGUGGAACAGACCAGAAGGCUGCACCCAGGAGGAGACCAUCACAUACACCCUGGAAAUACAGGAGGAGAAUAAUGGAACUGGGUUUCAUCCGAAAUACACAGGGGAAACCUUGACUUGUACUGUAGAAAAUCUGAAGAGAAGUACACAGUAUAAAUUCAGGCUCAUUGCCUCCAACAUGGAAGGGAAGAGCACUCCCAGCGAAGUUCUUGUUUGCACCACAAGCCCAGACAAGCCAGGUCCCCCCUCAAAGCCCAGUGUGAAAGGGCCCAUCACACCUUACAGCUUCUGUGUGAAGUGGGACCCCCCGCAAGACAAUGGCGGUUCAGAAAUCUUGAAAUACCUCUUGGAAAUUUCAGAAGGAAACUCUGAUGCAAAUCAGUGGAACAUUGCAUACAGUGGACCGGCUACAGAACGAGUAUGUGAUCACUUGAAACCAGGCACUUUGUACAGGCUCCGAACUUGCUGUAUCAGCACUGGAGGGCAUAGUCAGUGUUCUGAAAGCCUGCCAGUUCGCACACUAAGUGUUGCUCCAGGUCCAUGUCAACCCCCAAGAAUCAUAGGCAAAGUCAGACAUAAGGAAGUACACUUACAGUGGGACUGUCCUGCCUCCGAGGGAGCCUGUGAAGUGACAGAGUAUAGUCUGGAAAUGAGUGAAGAGAACAUGGAGCCCUCGGAGGUGUAUCACGGCCCUGAUUUGGAGUGCACCGUCAGCAGCCUGCUCCCCGGAGCCACAUAUAGCUUCAGAGUCCGAGCCGCCAACGAGGCUGGGUACGGUCCAUAUUCUGGAGCCACAGAGGUGACAACUGCAGCUGGGCCUCCAGGCCAGUGUAGGCCCCCCUGUCUGACCCUUACAUCCAAUACCUGCGUGCUGGUGAGCUGGGAGAGCCCAGAGAACUCUGGGGCUGACAUUUCAGAGUACAGGCUGGAGUGGAGUAAAGCAGAGGAGCCCCUGGAACUCAUUUACUGUGGUACUGACACGCAGUAUGAAAUUUCAGAUCUCGACGCAGCAACACCUUACUGCUGUAGACUACAGGCUGCCAACCAAGCAGGAGCAGGGUCCUACAGCGAGCUGGUGACAUGCAGGACUCCUGCCUCUGUGCCUGACAUGGUCUCCACGCUGUUUGUUUUAGACAGCGAUCACAUAGAUGCACAUUUAAUUUCCCCCUCCACGUGCCUUGCUUUAAAAUGGGAAGAGCCUUGCAAUAAUGGAUCAGAAGUAAUUUCAUACACCAUCGAACUGGGAGACAGUCAAAUUAUAGUGGACAAUGUGACCUGCUAUGUGGUUGAAGGGCUGCAGCCAGACAGUGAAUACAGCCUCAGGAUCCGGGCCGUGAACGAGAUCGGAGCCGGAGCUUUCUGCCAGCCCCUCCGGGUGCGGACCAGGCCGUUGCCCCCAGCACCCCCUCGGCUGGAGUGCGCCGCCGCGGGGCCCCAGAGCCUCAAACUAAAGUGGGGUGACAACAGCAACACCAAAAUCCUCCUUACAGAUGAUGUGGCCUACGCCCUCCAGAUCGAGGACAAGAACAGAAGGUUUGUAACUAUCUACCGGGGCCCAAGCCACACCUACAAGGUACAGAGGUUGACAGAGUCGACAAGCUACAGUUUCAGAAUACAGGCUGUGAGCGACGCAGGAGAAGGUCCAUUCUCUGAGACGUACACCUUCAGCACAACCAAACUGGUGCCACCUGCUCUCAAAGCUCCUAGAGUAGCCCAACUUGAAGGAAACGCUUGUGAAGUCACAUGGGAAGCAGUCCCACCAAUGAGAGGAGACCCCAUCAACUACAUUCUGCAAGUCUUGGUUGGGAGAGAAUCAGAGUACAAACAGAUAUUCAGAGGGGAGGACACCGCAUUCCAAGUCUCAGGCCUUCAGUGCAACGUGGAUUAUCGGUUUCGUGUGUGUGUCUGCCGGCGCUGCCUGGACACCACGCAGGAGCUGUGUGGACCCUACAGCCCCUCCACCUUCUUCACUCUGCGCCGCAGCGAGGUGGGAGUGUCCGGAGGGCUGGGGAACACAGACGGCUCCAAAUCAAAGGGCAUCAUUUCCACUGAUGAACAGUUUGCCGCCCUCAUUGUUCUGGGCUUUGCAACGCUGUCCAUUUUGAUUGCCUUUAUUUUGCAAUACUUCUUUAUGAAGUAAUACGUGCGCGAUGACAAAGAAAAGAAAGAAAACUUGAGGUAUAUUUUUAACUAAUGCUACGCAUUAUAGUCCCAGUAUGUAUUCAGAUUUUUCUUGUCCUGUUUUCCUAUUUCGUUUCUCCGUGUUUCAGUUUUCUGUGUUGCAUCAUGCAGAUUUAGCUCAACAAAAAGCCUUAGGUCUUUGCUGCACCUUGUUUGGGAAAGAAAAUUCUGAUUAACAAGCCUUAAAAAAAGUUGAGCAAAAAGCAGUUGUUAACAGAAUUGUUUGCAUGUUUUUAUAUUUUUUUAAAUCUAUAUGACUACAAAAUAUUUUCUUUACAUUGAUGGCCUUAACGUUUUUGUUCACUGUUUAUCUUGCUUCAACUUUUUUUUUUUACAGCCAUAUUUGAUGUAGGCAUCAAAGCUUUACCAGUUUGUUACUGAUCAUUGCCCCAGGAAAUAACGCCAUGCUCCCAGAAGGCCAUGGAUCAAAUGGUAGAUGGUAGAUGGAUUCCACGUGGUAUUAAAAAAAAAUGUUCAGGGCUGUUGUAUUUUUAAGAAAUCACAGUACUCACAUUUUGAGACUAUGAAACACUAACUCCAGAGCAUAUAAACAGGUUAUUCAUAUUUCAGCUUCUGAGUCAAUACCACCAGCAUUAAGCUGCCAAAGCACGUUUCAGUCCAUGCAGAAGGCAUGGUUAAAUUGAUGCUGCUAUCCUGUAUUUUAAAAAAAUGGAACCAGUUAUCUAAUAUAUAACAAAUAUAUAUAUAAAUUCUAUUGAUACAGUGUAAUAUAAGUAAUAUUGGGUUUGGAGUAAAGGUUUUAAAUUAAGUAUGAGUCAGCGCAAAAACAAAUGGUGCUUAAAAUCUGUGGUCAGUAGUCUGUAGGUUCAGGUUGUAAAAAUGGCUGUAUGUAAGGCAAAAAUGCUGCAGAGUGCCAUAGCCAAUCCAAAAACUGUCGGACCAGACCUGUUUUUGGUCAUGCUAUAGGAUGCUGCAGAAUUUUAUUUGUGCUGAUGCCCUGAUCUAAUGGUCUGAGCUUACUCACGUUAUCUGUAGCCACUAAACAACUUGGCUAAUCCAUCACCCUUACUUCCCUUUGCGUAUCCAGCUUCCAUUCUGCAGCCCCAUGAUCGUGUUUAAUUCUUCAGCUCCAGUAAGCAUUCAGGAGUCACAGGGCCAGGCCUUGUCUGAGGUCUGCCUGAAAAUAAACCUGAUGUACCCUGUAAGGUAAUCUCCGUGUGAAAAGCAAGUUCUGUGUUCGUUGCUUGUUACGCUGUGAAGUUCUACUUAGGACUAUAACCGCCAGUAGGUCAAAUAGCAGGCUCUAUCCCAUUCUUACUGUAGUGUAUCACAGGAAUACGUAUGCCAAACAACAGGAAGUCCUUACAGAAUCCUUUUAGCAAUGUCAAGGUACAAACCAGCAGAUUUCACAAUUCCAAAGAGUUUCUGUGUUACGCUUGCAGCUUCUUUUGAAGUUUAAUUGGGGGUUUCUGAUCUUCUAGGAAACCCCCGUUGUGACAAGCCUGUAUAAUGUACCUCAGGGACUUGAACUUUAAGGAGGUGAAGACGCAAAUAUUACAUUUCCAAGAGGGUGCUGCAAACACUAUUUUGUAUUGUGAUUUUUUAAAAUCUUUGUUAGCCUGUUAGCUUUUUUUCUUCAUUGCCUAAGCUGUGCCUUGCUCUGUUGUCCAUAAACAAAGUCGUUUACUAGUUAAAAAAAAAAUACCUUUACCAAAGUUAAUGGGAAAGUAAGGUAUAAUUCUUUUUUAGGUUUAUUUAUACUAUAUAUUGCAUACAGUACUUUAAAUGCCAAUUACAGUGCAAUCUUCAUUUAUUUAUUUUUUAAA
Lepisosteus oculatus (spotted gar) is the source of this 5179-nucleotide messenger RNA. NCBI's taxonomy places the organism in Eukaryota, Metazoa, Chordata, Actinopteri, Semionotiformes, Lepisosteidae. The record is from RefSeq and is a predicted model, not a curated record.